Penicillium odoratum is the source of this 606-nucleotide messenger RNA. RefSeq lists its product as uncharacterized. The transcript has a single exon. The record is from RefSeq and is a predicted model, not a curated record. Bases 1 to 606 code for a protein of 201 amino acids. NCBI's taxonomy places the organism in Eukaryota, Fungi, Ascomycota, Eurotiomycetes, Eurotiales, Aspergillaceae.
AUGGCCCCCUCGCAUGCUGCCCUCACGACAAUACUCAAGUCACUGGGCAGUUCGAGAUGGUCACUUACUCGCACUCUACGCAGUACAAAUGUGCACGAGAUCAACGGCCAGCUUAAUGGCACAGCAACCUUCACCCAACUCCCCAACCAAGAUUGGCUCUACACCGAAAGUGGCCAGUUCCCCGCCUCGGCACUUCCCCCUGCGCUAGCAGGCAUGGCAAAUGCGACUUGGUCAAAAAAGUACAUUUGGCGAUUAAACGAAGCCACAGCCCAGCUGAGUGCGUGGUUCGUGAAAAUCGGCUCCGGUCCUGACGAGGCGGACUAUCUCUUCCACAACUUCGAUUUCACCGAUGAUGGAAGAAUUUCUUUAGAAGGCGGCGAGGAACAUUUCCCUCCUGUUCCUGCUCUUCCUGAGAACACUCGGGAGGAUCAGACUUAUGUUCUUCGGGCGCGAGGGGAUCAUCUUUGUAUUAACGAUAUGUAUCGCACGUCAUAUGCGUUUCGCUUUGUCUGUGAGACUGAGGAAUUAGUGAGCUGGUCUAGUUUACAUGUUGUACGAGGUCCGGCGAAAACUCAGGAAAUCCGCAACCAAUAUUCGCUGCAAUGA